AUGGCGCUCCCCCACCCGCCUACCGGCGCCCUGCUGGGGCCGCGGGACGUGCCGGAAGCGGAGGUCGCCCCCCCCCCCCAUUUCCAGCCCCUUCUCCCCUGGGGGGGCCCCGGUGCGGGAGGAAAGACGGCUCUCAGCACCCUGCUGCGCUGCUUCCCCUGCGAGCGGCUCUGCGGGGGGUGCACGGUGCCCCCCGCGCCCCCCCGGCCCCCCGGGGCCCUGCCAUCCUCCGUGCCACCGCCACCGUCCCGCCGCCACCUGCCCCCCGCCGCCUGCCUGCCCCCCCGGACCUUCCACAGCUACCUGCCCCGCUCACACCGCACCUACAGCUGCGUCCACUGCCGGGCACACCUGGCCAGGCACGAGGAGCUCAUCUCCAAGUCCUUCCAGGGCAGCCAUGGCCGUGCCUACCUCUUCAACUCCGUGGUUAACGUGGGCUGCGGCCCGGCCGAGCAGCGGCUGCUGCUCACCGGGCUCCACUCGGUGGCCGACAUCUUCUGCGAGAGCUGCAAAACCACCCUGGGCUGGAAAUACGAGCAGGCCUUCGAGAGCAGCCAGAAGUACAAGGAGGGGAAGUUCAUCAUCGAGACGUCGCACAUGGUGAAGGAGAACGGCUGGGACUGACGGCACGGCGGGGGCACCCCGCAGCACCUGCACUGGGGGGGCCCUGGCGCCGGGGUGCUGGCACGGUGUCCCCCCCACUCCGCACCUU
Cygnus atratus (black swan) is the source of this 712-nucleotide messenger RNA. It is a transcript of the gene YPEL4, whose product is annotated as yippee like 4. Bases 1 to 624 code for a protein of 207 amino acids. Lineage: Eukaryota; Metazoa; Chordata; Aves; Anseriformes; Anatidae. The record is from RefSeq and is a predicted model, not a curated record. The transcript has 5 exons.